Messenger RNA from Mytilinidion resinicola, 489 nucleotides. RefSeq lists its product as uncharacterized. The coding region runs from base 1 to 489 and encodes 162 amino acids. Lineage: Eukaryota; Fungi; Ascomycota; Dothideomycetes; Mytilinidiales; Mytilinidiaceae. The record is from RefSeq and is a predicted model, not a curated record. The transcript has a single exon.
AUGGCCGCUGACCUGGCAGCUGCUGCAAUUUCGCGCGCAGAUCUGACGGCGCUAGUGACUGUGCUCGAUCGCGAUCGAUCAGGCCCACGACGCGCUCACCACCACCCACCACGCAUUCCUGCGAAACCGGCGGCGGCUGGCGAGCAGCUCCUGGUUCUGAGGCAGCCGGCCCUGACACCUGCACCUCGCUCGCGCAACCGGCGCCGGCGCUGCAUGCACCGCAACGAGGGCAGCGAGGGGCGCGUCUCAGGCUUCACGAGCGCCACAGCUGUUGCACUGAGGACGGGCGUCUGCGGCCCUGCCCUGGUGGGACCAGAGCCAGCGGCCCAAGCAGACUCCGCAGUGCAACCGGAGGAGGCACCGACGAAGCCACCUGGCAGGCCACCAUUGUGCCAGUGUGCCAGUGCUCGCGAUUUGCUGGCGGCACAGGGUUCAAACAGGGCACGGCGGAGCUGCUCCGUCACAUCAGGGUACAAGGGGGUAACCUGA